AUGGUUCUGGAGGUCCGACACGAAACCUCUGAUGGCUUCGUAAAGGGAGAAAUGGUUCGGAAAGUGUGGUACGGAACUCAGGAAGCUUCGGCAUCCGAAAUGCGAAACCUCAGUCACCCUAGUGAUGUACGUAAAGGCUCGGCAUCUCUAAUACGAAACUCUACAUGGUUUCGUAAGUCUGUCUCGAAACCUUUAUGUGCUCUGUGGAACUACGGCAGGUUUUGCACCAGUCAUACGAAACCAAAAAAGUUCAGUAUACGCGCUGCUAGACCUUUCAAUGGUUUGGCAAUAACAGCACGAAACCUUUUUGGCCCUCAAAACCUUAAAAAAGUUCUUUAUUUAUGCUACGAAACCAUUUUGGUUACUCAUUCAACAUGUUCGACAGAUCGACCAUCGGUUGCAGCUGUAGUUGCUUCACGUGAUCCAACAAAUACUCUUUAUGCUGCUCGACUUUGUGAACAAUAUCCGAAAAAAGGUCGUUGUUCAUUGGAAAUUAUCAAAGAAUUGGAUCAAAUGGUUGCGGAUCUAUUACGUUUAUUUGCAUGUACAUGUGGUGGACGUCUUCCAAAUAAAAUUAUUUUCUACCGUGAUGGUGUUGAUGAAGGACAAUAUCAAAAAGUAUUAGAUAACGAAGUGAACAAAAUCAAACACGCUUAUCGAAUUGUUUAUGGUGCCAAUCCAUUACCGAAAUUGACUUUUAUUGUAGUCAAGAAACGACAUAAUACACGUUUUUUUCUUUAUCAAGACGGGGAAAUGUUGAAUGCUGAAGCAGGAACAGUAAUAGAUCAAGGAAUAACUCAUCCAUCACAAUUUGAUUUUUAUCCUUGUUCACAAGCAGGAUGUAAGAAAUUUCAUUUGAACAAAUUCGAAUGA
Molecule: messenger RNA, 873 nt
Organism: Adineta ricciae
Lineage: Eukaryota; Metazoa; Rotifera; Eurotatoria; Adinetida; Adinetidae
Source: the annotation of a GenBank genome assembly